This is a messenger RNA of Lytechinus pictus (painted urchin), 2022 nucleotides long. RefSeq lists its product as uncharacterized. The coding region runs from base 91 to 1692 and encodes 533 amino acids. The transcript has 3 exons. The record is from RefSeq and is a predicted model, not a curated record. NCBI's taxonomy places the organism in Eukaryota, Metazoa, Echinodermata, Echinoidea, Temnopleuroida, Toxopneustidae.
AUCUGAAGGCCAACGGACUAUGAAAGGAGGGCCAGCCGACGCUGACUUCACAUAUUUUCUCGGACACUACACAGCACCAAGAUCUUAAAUAUGGCUCCAAGAAAAAACAGAAAUGUUCGAGGACAGAAGGCUAAGAAGAGACCUCCCGACACUCCACAACAAUCUCAAGUGGCAGAAGAAUCCUCUGUGCCUUCUCCUGAGGAUGCAGAGACGGAGGAUAGGCCUAUUCAGGCCCCAAUCACUGCUCAGCCACACGACUCUCCUUGUGUUAUUGGCACCGUGAGGCCAGGCAGCACUGCUGCUACCACCAGCAUCACCACCGUCAUCACCGCCACAAACUUUACUGCAGGUUCCACAUCCACUGCCUCCACAGCUGCUACUCCUGCUACUGCAGAUGAAGAUGACGAUGAAGAUGAGACAGAAAAAGGCAGGGACACUGAUGGAGAAAAUGCCCAGCCCCCUGCAAAGAGAAGGCGUAAGGCCCCGAGGCCUCCUGUCGUCCUUUCCGAAGAAGAAAUGGUGGAGGUAGCUGAAUUCCUCAAGGAGAACGAUAGCCUGUAUAACAAAUCAAGAGACCUCUGGAGGGACACCCAGGCCAGAGCACGUCUGUGGGAUCAGCAAGGACAGGCCAUGGACAAGACGGGGUUGGAGCUGCAACAGUGGUACGAGAGUCUGAGGACAAAGCUUGGACGGCUAAAGAAGAAAGCACAAAAGAGUGGAUCUGGAGCUGAGGUCCUUACUGAUGCCAACAAGCGCCUGCUGCAGCUUUUUGACUUCCUCACCCCUCACAUGUACGUUGUGCAAAGGAGGAACAUAGUUAGUCUACAGGAACGUAUUGAGGCCAGAGGACCAGCACCUCGGGAGGAAGAGGAAGAAGAAGAGGACCAGGAGCGAGGGGUGGAAAGACAGGUAGAGCCAGCCCAGCCAGAAAACCAGGAGGAAGCUACCACUAAUCAGCAGUCUUUAGAUGGAGCCAGCAAGGAAAGCACUCCAUUCCCCAGGGGCAGCAGGUACAACAAGGGUAAGGCACCACAAAAGUCCCCGAGACAGCAGGAGACGGAUGUUCUGGAUCAUCUUAUCAAGAACCAGCAAAACAGCGAGCAGCUGAUGGCCCUUUCUGCCCAGGUGUUGCGUACACUUGACAGGCCCCAGUCACAGCAUCCAGACCGUGAGCAGUUCACUAACUACGUCGGUUCGGUGCUGCAGCAACUCCCUGAUGACUUGUAUAGGAAGGCAAACAGACUGCUGAGCAACUUGCUCCUUGACAUACAAGAUGAAGCCAGCACCAGACGCCAAGACUCUCUGUUCAUGCAGCAUCGACACACAUCACUGCAACCUCCCUCGGAUCCUCCAAUAGCAAGACCUGGUACAAGUUCAGGGGUCAGUCAACCCCCCUGCGGAGAUGGAUGGCAGCCCCCACCACACCUUUGGCCUACCAACCCAGUUUCCACCAGCGUUUGGCACUCCAUGAAGCAGUCCUACAUGGCGAACGUGAUACCUGGGAUGAACGACCAUUCAACGCCCUCCUACACCACCAUGCAGCCACGCUCCGCCAGCGCCCCUUCUCUCUCAGCAGGCAGAAGUUCUAGGGAGUCAAGUGACUUUAGUAUGACAAGCUUCUUGGCAAGCCUGAAUGAUUCAUCUCAGACGCCCCAGCAGCAGCAGACCCAGCAAUGUUCACAGGAAGAUUAGGGUCACCAAAUGCAGAGCAAGGAUGGCAAAAAAAUGAAAAGAAUAAAAGCAAUUGUGUUUUUGUUUUCCGGCUUUGGACUUUUUUGUUUAUCAGACUUGUCAUUAAUGAGGAAUGAGCCAGGAAGACGAUGUAGAUUUUUUUUUGGAUUAAACAUGAGAACAAUACUGAGAAGGAAACGAACAUAAAUCGGUCUUUGUUUUCAUUGAUUUAGUUUUUAGGAGUUAGACCCUUUAUCAUUUAUAAGUUUUUUAUCAUUGACUUGUGUUUUGCUAUGUUUGUAAAGAUUGUUUUUGUUGAAUAAAGUACGCACAGGUUGCAUAUUAAUGUUU